GUGCUGGCCGACUAUCGCGUUCGCUUCCUUCGCAAGCUGGGCGAAGAGAAGAAAGGAGCAGCGCCUUCCCACCCCUAUCGAGCCUUGACAUCUGCGAUCACUGUGUUCGAUCCGCUAACAGCAACACUGGAGGAAGAUUUGCCCACAAAACCGCAACGACACCAGUGCCGCGAAUCAAGGACUGCGCCACGACGUCGCGCCAAGCAGCCAUUACCGCGCCCAUGGUACCAACGAGCCAUACAGGAGAUAUCUAAAAGUACCUGGAAGUUCACAUCAAUGAACGCAUCUCUCCCUCCAGUUGGACAUCUCUCGUACAUGCAAUGGAUGGAUGCAGCUUGCAGCCCUUGUCUGCAGAAGACCUCAUAUGCCUUCGAGGGAGUCAAUGGUCUACCGUCGUCAAACCACGGAAGAUUUGACAACGAUUUCGUGGCAAUAGACAACCAAGAAGAGGGUCAUCCUGGAAAAGACGUCUGCAACUUCUACUACGACAACAACCUUCUUGGCAUUAACCAAGGCGACGCUCUACCUCAAGCCCGAUACUCAGCUGAUUUUCAUCAGAAAAGACGGGUUCUCUACGCGUCUGUACCUCUUUUCGACUGGCCGACUCGUAGCACAGAACGUCUUCUCUGCCGUCGACCAUUCGCAAUGAGCUGCGUCAAUCGUCGUUCGCCUCAACAUGAUGACUUUGAAAAGAAGACGUGUCAUAGCAGACCUUGUUUUUUCCUUUUGGCUCCUACGCAUGGAAAUAAGAUUGAUAGCAAGUAA
This is a messenger RNA of Haemonchus placei, 765 nucleotides long. The record is from the annotation of a GenBank genome assembly. NCBI's taxonomy places the organism in Eukaryota, Metazoa, Nematoda, Chromadorea, Rhabditida, Trichostrongylidae.